This is a messenger RNA of Acinonyx jubatus (cheetah), 8372 nucleotides long. RefSeq names its product dermatan sulfate epimerase like (gene DSEL). The record is from RefSeq and is a predicted model, not a curated record. Gene Ontology annotation, molecular function: sulfotransferase activity; chondroitin-glucuronate 5-epimerase activity. Lineage: Eukaryota; Metazoa; Chordata; Mammalia; Carnivora; Felidae. Bases 744 to 4382 code for a protein of 1212 amino acids. The transcript has a single exon.
ACGGAUGAAGCUGAUAAAAGAAGAUAUGAGAAUACUUUCUCUGGGUCAUAAUAGGCGAUGAGCAAGCCUGAACAGGACAGAUUUGAAAUGAGGGCAGAAAGUUUGAGUUUUUCAAAGCCAAGUGGGACUUUGCACACUUGUUGAGGAUGUUCUUUUCCCAAAAAUGGAAGAAGAAAGAAAUCUCAAAGCAAAAGUGUAAAAAGCGGAAGGGAAUAACAACCAAGUCGACUCCAAGAAUUUCAGUAGUUCAUCGACUCCUUUGGGCAAACACCCCUCACCCGCAUCGUACGCGUGGGUGAUGGGAUCACUAGUAUUGGUUUCCCAUCCUAGGAACGACUUCUUGAUUUGGAUUUCAGAGUGAUUAUUCUUUUUUUUUUCCCCCUACAAUGUGUGUUUUGACUCCUCAUGUUAGAUUUACGGAAAGGAAGUAAAUCCUGAAUUCAUGGUAUGUUUGACUAUACCACUGCUUGGUGUGCGAUAUGGAAACAUUAGAGGUUGUAACAUUCCUUGAAGUUGUAUUGGAAGCAGAGCUCUGCCAGGCAGACGGAUAGUGUAUGUUUUCUCUUCUUGGCAACCUGCUUGCUUUGAAUGAACCGAAUGUCAGCUGGAUGUCACAGCAUAUAUGAUUUACAGUCUUUGUUUUUUCGGGGCCUUAAAUGUAUGUUUUAUACUAAGCAGAUGGGAAACACAUUGAGCACUGUGUGUGACCUGUAUGCCUAAGGAAGGGAGCUCCCCGAUGGAUCAUGGCGUUGAUGUUUACAGGACAUGUCUUGUUUUUAGCAUUAGUGAUGUUUGCUUUCUCUACUUUUGAGGAAUCUGUGAGCAAUUACUCUGACUGGGCAGUUUUCGCAGAUGAUGUAGAUCAGUUUAAGACACAGAAAGUACAAGAUUUCAAGCCCAAUCAAAAGCUGAAGAAAAGUAUGCUUCAUCCAAGUUUGUAUUUCGGUGCUGGAGAAAUCCAGGCCAUGAGACAGAAGUCUCAUACAAGCCAUUUGCAUCUGUUUAGAGCUAUCAGAAGUGCAGUAACAGUUAUGCUGUCCAACCCCACAUACUACCUACCUCCACCCAAGCAUGCCGAUUUUGCUGCCAAGUGGAAUGAAAUUUAUGGUAACAAUCUGCCUCCUUUAGCAUUGUACUGUUUGUUGUGCCCAGAAGACAAAGUUGCCUUUGAGUUUGCCUUGGAAUACAUGGACAGGAUGGUUGGCUACAAAGACUGGCUAGUGGAGAAUGCACCAGGGGAUGAGGUGCCUGUCGGCCAUUCCUUAACGGGUUUUGCCACUGCCUUUGACUUUUUAUAUAACUUAUUGGAUGACCAUCGAAGACAAAAAUACCUGGAAAAAAUAGGGGCUGUUACCGAGGAGAUGUAUGAGUAUUCCAAGGUCCGUUCGUGGGGCAAACAACUUCUCCAUAAUCACCAAGCUACUAAUAUGAUAGCAUUACUCACCGGGGCUUUGGUGACCGGGGUAGAGAAAGGAUCUAAAGCAAACAUAUGGAAACAGGUCGUCGUAGAUGUGAUGGAAAAGACGAUGUUCCUUUUGAAUCAUAUUGUCGAUGGUUCUUUGGAUGAAGGUGUGGCCUAUGGAAGCUACACGGCCAAAUCAGUCACGCAGUACGUUUUUCUAGCCCAGCGCCAUUUCAGUAUCAACAACUUGGAUAAUAACUGGUUGAAGAUGCACUUUUGGUUCUAUUAUGCCACCCUCUUACCAGGCUUCCAACGAACUGUGGGUAUUGCAGAUUCCAAUUAUAAUUGGUUUUAUGGUCCAGAGAGCCAGUUAGUUUUUUUGGAUAAGUUUAUCUUAAAGAAUGGAGCUGGAAAUUGGUUAGCUCAGCAAAUUAGAAGGCACCGACCUAAAGAUGGACCAAUGGUCCCCUCCACUGCCCAGAGGUGGAGUACUCUUCACACCGAAUACAUCUGGUACGAUCCCCAGCUCACCCCACAGCCUCCUGCUGAGUAUGGUACUGCGAAAAUGCACACGUUCCCUAACUGGGGUGUUGUCACUUAUGGGGCUGGCUUGCCAAACACACAGGCCAAUACCUUUGUGUCCUUUAAGUCUGGGAAGCUGGGGGGCCGAGCCGUGUACGACAUAGUUCACUUUCAGCCAUACUCCUGGAUUGACGGGUGGAGAAGCUUUAACCCAGGGCAUGAACAUCCAGAUCAGAACUCAUUCACUUUUGCCCCAAACGGACAAGUGUUUGUUUCGGAAGCUCUCUACGGACCCAAGCUGAGCCACCUCAACAAUGUGCUGGUAUUUGCUCCAUCACCUACGAGCCAGUGUAACCAGCCCUGGGAGGGUCAGCUGGGAGAGUGUGGCCAGUGGCUCAGGUGGACCGGUGAGGAGGUUGGUGACGCGGCGGGGGAAAUCAUUACUGCCUCCCAACAUGGAGAAAUGCUAUUUGUGAGUGGGGAAGCAGUGUCUGCUUACUCUUCAGCAAUGAAGCUGAAAAGCGUGUAUCGUGCUCUGCUUCUCUUAAAUUCUCAAACGUUGCUCGUCGUUGAUCACGUUGAGAGGCAGGACGGUUCCCCAAUAAAAUCUGUCAGUGCCUUCUUUCAUAAUCUGGACAUUGAUUUUAAGUACAUCCCCUAUAGGUUUAUGAACAGGUAUAAUGGCGCCAUGAUGGAUGUAUGGGAUGCACACUACAGAAUGUUCUGGUUUGAUCAUCAUGGCAAUAGUCCCAUUGCUAGUAUACAAGAAGCAGAGCAAGCUGCUGAAUUUAAGAAACGGUGGACUCAAUUUGUUAAUGUUACGUUUCAGAUGGAAUCCACAAUCACAAGAAUCGCAUAUGUCUUUUAUGGGCCAUAUGUCAAUGUUUCCAGCUGCAGAUUUGUUGAUAAUUCCAAUUCUGGACUUCAGAUCUCUCUGAACGUCAAUAAUACCGAACAUGUUGUGUCCAUUGUAACCGACUACCACAACCUGAAGACAAGAUUUGAUUACCUGGGUUUUGGUGGCUUUGCCAAUGUGGCUGAUCAGGGCCAAAUAACCCGAUUUGGUUUGGGCACCCAAGCGAUAGCAAAGCCCAUAAAACAAGAUAGGGUUAUUUUCCCCUUUGGAUUUAAAUUUAACAUAGCAGUUGGGUUGAUUUUGUGCAUUAGCUUGGUGAUUUUAACCUUUCAGUGGCGGUUUUACCUUUCUUUUAGAAAGCUAAUGCGGUGGAUCCUAGUCCUUGUUGUUGCCUUGUGGUUUAUUGAGCUUCUGGAUGUGUGGAGCACCUGCACGCAGCCCAUCUGUGCAAAAUGGGCAAGGACGGAGGCCGAGGCCAGCCCGAAGCCUGUGUCUUCAGAAGGGCCCCACACUGACCUUCCCAGUGUUGUCGUUACCUCACUUCCUGGUUCAGGAGCUGAAAUCCUCAAACAACUUUUUUUCAACAGUAGUGAUUUUCUCUACAUCAGAGUUCCUACAACCUACAUUGAUAUUCCUGAAACUGAAUUUGAAAUCGACUCGUUUGUAGAUGCCUGUGAAUGGAAGGCAUCAGAUAUCCACAGUGUGCAUUUCCGUUUACUCCGCGGCUGGUUGCAGUCCUUAGUUCAAGACACAAAACUGCAUUUGCAAAACAUCCAUCUGCAUGAACCCAGUCGGGGUAAACUGGCCCCAUACUUCACAGCAAAUAAGGACAAAAAAAGAAAACUGAAAAGGAGGGAGUCUCUGCCCGAACAAAGAAGUAGAAUGAAAGGCACCUUUGAUAGAGAUGCUGAAUAUAUUAGGGCUUUAAGGAGACACCUGGUCUAUUACCCAAGUGCACGUCCUGUGCUCAGCUUAAGCAGCGGGAGCUGGACCUUAAAGCUCCAUUUUUUUCAAGAAGUCUUAGGAGCUUCUAUGAGGGCAUUGUACAUAGUGAGGGACCCUCGGGCAUGGAUCUAUUCAAUGUUGUACAGUAGCAAACCCAGUCUCUACUCUUUGAAGAAUGUACCAGAGCACUUAGCUAAACUGUUUAAGAUAGAGAGAGGUAAAGGCAAAUGUAACUUGAAUUCAGGCUACGCUCUCGAAUACGAAUCAUUGAGGAAAGAAUUAUCAAAAUCCCAGUCAAAUGCAGUCUCCCUGUUGUCUCAUUUGUGGCUCGCAAACACAGCAGCAGCGCUGAGAAUAAAUACGGAUUUGCUGCCCGCCAGCUACCAGCUGAUCAAGUUUGAAGAUAUUGUACAUUUUCCUCAGAAAACCACAGAAAGGAUUUUUGCCUUUCUUGGAAUACCUUUGUCUCCUGCUAGUUUAAACCAAAUAUUGUUCGCCACCUCCACAAACCUUUUCUAUCUUCCCUAUGAAGGGGAAAUAUCACCAACUAACACCAAUGUUUGGAAACAAAACUUGCCUAGAGAUGAAAUUAGGCUGAUUGAGAACAUCUGCUGGACACUGAUGGAGCGUCUAGGAUAUCCAAAGUUUACGGACUGAACGCUGCAGGUCAGCAGACAUUUGCACUAACACUUGCCAACGCGGUUUGUGGACGUGAACUGGAAGAGUUUGUUUAUUCUUGUACUACGUGUGUGCGUGCGCGCGCGUGUUCCGUUCGUUACUUGCACAAAGAUUAUUUUAAAAAUAGGCACCAUGUUUGGCCUCGCGGGAUUUAUUUUUACAUCACUGCUUUCCUUGCCUGUGUUUCUGAAGUUUUCUUUUUUUUUUUUUUCUGUUGCAAUGUUCCCGCUACGGAGGCACAGAGGAAGUUACGGGAUGGUGGGCAGGGGAGGUAGGAAGAUUUUCCGGGCUUUCGUCGAACUCUCUCCCUCACCUGUAACUGUGCUGAUCUAUAUGGGAACCUCAAACCCUGCAAGAGGCCUUUCAAUUGCUGCUUUGCCCAAGCAUCUCUUGCUUUCAAGAUGGACUACAAAAGUUCCUUAUCUUUUUUAAAAGAUCUUCUAACACAUUUAUCUUGCACCAAAAAAAAAAAAAAAAAAAAAAAAAUUGUGUAUAAUGUUCAGUGCUAUCACUGGGGAAAUGGUGAAACCUCCUAUCAUAACUGUAGGAUUCCUUCUGGAAAAUACAGAUGGAAAUACAGAAUGAGCAUUUUUUUUUUCUUUUUGGAGGUCAGAAACAGUGACCUGAAAAGCCUCCUUUAAGUUUUUUAUUCAGAAGUAAUAAGGAGUCAGUCUUUGAACAACCUGGGUACCAAGGGCUGGGAGAGUAUUUUAGACUUGCUGUCUGUUUAAAGCUCUCUUUUCUCUUCUUUGCCUCCUUUGGAGCUACAGCUGUUCCCGUCCCACCACUCCCACUGUCCUUUCUGUCACCGUCAUGCAAACCAGGCGAUGGUUAUUAAUUGUGGAAGUCCGGACGUUUGUGGGGACUCCCCCCACCCCCACCCCCUGACGAUUCAUUUUGUGUUAAAGCCCGACACAGACUUAGAAUCAGAUUUCUUUUUGUGGAACGAUCACUGUACGACUCAAAGCCAUGCCCAUGCUGCCCGUGGUUUUUUUUUUUUUUUAGGCUGGAAAUGAGUUGGAAACCUGCCUGACUCUCUUGCAUCCCUUUGAAUGAGUUUACAGACUGCCAGUGUCUGCAAAGGUUGAAGGCAAAUGGGAGAUGAUGUCAGAGGCAUCUGUUUCCUUUACCAUCUGCAUCUUAUUAUAAAUGUAGUCGUCAUGAGAUGUGGUUCAUUUUAUUUUGGUAGGCCCCGAAAUCAAAACGCCAUGCCAUUAUAAGCCCGUGGAGUGAUUACAACGCGUUGGAUGAAAACCAUUAGGCAGCACCCAGCCCUGAUGAAAGAAAAUCUCUGUGCAGAUCGCUGUCUUCCUGACGUUUCAGACUGUGGUUCCCCCAAGCUCUCGAGCACUCGGGGGUCUGUCAUUCUGACCUAGAUAAAAGCGGUUCCUUCUCAGUCGUUUGUUAUUAUGUCAGAAUGUGCCUCCGGAGUGAUGAGGCUGUGGAUAUGUUACAGCCCAGCCAACCCUAAGUGGCCUGUCAGUUUUCUUCCAUUAGAGUGUGAACACAGACCGUUCCUCCCCCCUCCCCAUGUACUUCCUUCCCAUCGCUCGCUGCUUUCUCGCUCCAAUGUCAAAGUGAACGAAAAUCAUAUUAAUAUAAGUGGAGAGGGCAGCCAAAGACCUGAGUCUGCACAGGCAUUCUCCAGGGAGGUUACUCUUCCUAUCUCAGGAACAGCAACGAGCAUGUAACACUGCCGCGCGGGUGACAGCACUCGUUCCGUCGUUGGUCGUAGCCUAUGUGUCUCCCGUCAGUUCCCGGGACAUGUGAUGUCAGAUCAGAUCCAGGGAAAAGGCUUUGGGUGGCCCGUAAUAGCAGGUCUGAUCAGGGUAAGAAUUACAAAUGCAUGCAGGUCACAGAAGAAAGCAGAAGCUGUACCACUGCCUCUGAACCUGGUGGAAACACCCCCAUGGGCAGCAGGGGGAACCAGGUUGAAGAACCAGGUUGAAGAUGUGCAGGGAAUCGGGAGAGAUGGGGAAAAUGAAAAAGACUGGUUCUGUGAGUGGAUAUGGGAACGUGUUCUUGAUAACUAAAGAAAGGGACAUAUUUUAUUUUGUUUUUUUCCCCAGUGUUUGUUUAUAUUUCAGAGAGACAGAGUGCAAGUGGGGGAGGGGCAGAGAGAAGAAGGAGACAGAAUCCGAAGCAGGCUCCGGGCUCAGAGCUGUCAGCACAGAGCCCGAUGCGGGGCUCGAACUCACGGACUGUGAGAUCAGAGAUCAUGACCUGAGCCAAAGUCCGACACUUGGCUGACUGAGCCACCCAGGCGCCCCAGAAAGGGACAUACUUACUACAAUGAUCUUUACAGUGUCCUAACUUUCACCGCCACAUAGCAAUGCCAAGGUGAACUUUUCCUGUCACUGUCCUCACCCACUCCCACCCCAAGGGAGAGUUUGCCGGAGGAGAUUUCUAUUUGCGGAUUCCCCUGUGAGGAGUGUGAGGGGUGAGGGACGACCCGGCCAUUGGACGUGCACACAUGUGUUCAUGCUUGGGGCCCCCCGCCGUAUAAUUGCAAUUCCUAAGGUGGUUAACUCCCAGGACGUGCUGGUCUUGCGUCCUUAGGGUGUUAGCCUAGAUAAAUCUGGAUAGCCUCCACAUCUAAGUUUAUUCUUACCAUCUGGAAAAUAAUUACGGGGAUGAUUGUCACUACGUGACACUUCUAAAGGAAAUACCUGUCCUCUCGGUAAGAUUAACCCCUUUCUUUGUUAACUUCUGCAAACAUAGGCCUAAUUGGGAUAAAAGCUGUUAUUAAAAUGAAAUUUAAGUCUUGAAAUUUAAAAAAAAGACUUAAUUUUGCUGGCAAAAGUAACAAACCCAGUAGUAGUAAUAGGGUUCUGGAGAGUUUGAAAUGCAGAUUAGUCACUUAGGAUGAAAAAGGCCAUGUCUGGAAUUGAGCUUCUUGUUAUCAAAGUCUGGAGAGGCUAGGAACUGGGAGACUCUUCAAGAAAAGGAAGAUAAAUUUGUGACUAUGCUUAAAAUUAAUUGAUAGAAACCUAGAGAGGUGCAAGUUGAAAGCAAAUGACAAGAAUGCAUGCACAUUAGGUCUAGACCCCAAAUAUUAGACAUUUGAUCAGCUGUCUCUUUAAACCAACAGGGAAUUAGUAAAUGCCUGGCGAGAACAAGGUGUUAAACUCUGAGUCACGGCCGGGGACUUGCCACAGAGCCCUCAGCAAGCAUAUUUGUAGAAGAACCUCCCCUCCACACACACCAGCGCAUCUUAAACAUGUUACCCCUGUACCACUGACUGGAUUAGCGUUCUUUACCAGCCCUUGUGGGUGCCUCGCCAAAGAUCCUAGCCAUUCUCGAUAAUGUGAAGUCUAUCCAAUUAUCUGGGAGUAGACGUUAGCAAUGGUUUUAACAUCACUACGUUCCACUGGCUUGAUUAACUGAUGAUAAUUAGUAAAAUAUUCAUUGAUUUCUUUAGCAGAAACGUAAAUAGGAGGCAGUAUGUAGUACCAAGUUCAGAGGUAAGGAUGCCUAACAGGAUACAUCAAGGAAUUUCAUAUGUGGGCUGUUUACUGCUUAUGUAAAUGUUGACUAAAGUAUGUCUAAGACAUCAAAAAAUGGCUGCUGUGGCAGUUUUUCCCAUUACGUCACUAGUAUCUUGAUUUCCCUUCAUGUUGGCAGAAAACUCCAAAUAAUAUUGCAAGAACUAAAUGACUGAUGUUUGCACAAAGGAUGAUAGGAACUUGACACAGCAGAUCCUAACAUUCGCUACUUCGCGUGUAGAUGCUUGAGCUGUAAUUUAUAGGAGCUUAGGUUCUAUGGAGUCCAAGUAACGUAUACAUGUUUAAUUCUGUUUCCAAAGACAGAUUCAGCUAAGGCUUCCAGACCUUUUGUUUUGUUUUGUUUUUCUUUCACACUUACCCAGUUCCUCGGUGAAGAAAAGAUAGACUGAAGAUCAUAAACAGAAUUAUUGAAACAGUAUGUAUAACAGGACUCCACUGUUAAUAAAUAAAAAGCUAAAAGCAA